Arabis nemorensis is the source of this 474-nucleotide messenger RNA. The record is from the annotation of a GenBank genome assembly. Lineage: Eukaryota; Viridiplantae; Streptophyta; Magnoliopsida; Brassicales; Brassicaceae.
AUGACUACAAGCCGUGUUACGAAGAAACUGAUUCAACAAUGGUGCCAAGAGGUUGGAUUAGAGGCAAGCUAUGACGGUGAAUCAAAGGUCGAAGAGGAGGGAGAGCCCAAGCACGUCAAUUCCACUAUCCAAACCGAAUUAUGGGAACAUCCAACCGAUGAUGAGGAUGAGAAAACAUCUUAUGCCGAAGAUACUCUCACCGAAGAUGCUUUUAGGAAAUGGGAACAAGACGCGUAUGCUCGACUUGAGUAUGAUGUAGCAGAUGCUUCUUGGGAAGAGAUGAAACAAAUAUUGCGUAAAGAAUUUGUGGAGGAUGCUGACGGCGAAAGCAAUAUAAAAAUUUAUACAAAUCCCGAGCCAAGAAGAUGGAUUCUAGCAAUAAGGCCGAAUCCGAAAGCAAAGGAAAAGAAAGCUUUAAUGUCCAGAGCCAAAGAUAGUGUUCUCAAGAACUAUAGAGGAGAAGACAAAGGCUAA